ACUACAGCCGACAGAACUCCGCCUGCGCAAGCGGCCUUUCUCGGUUCGCGAUGCGACGUAACGCGCCUGCGGACUGGGCCCAGCGUGUCCUCUAUGACUUACCCAGAAGGCAACGCUUCUUUUUCUGGUCAAAAUGGCUGGCAAGCAGGCCGUUUCAGCAUCAGGCAAGUGGCUGGAUGGUAUUCGAAAAUGGUAUUACAAUGCUGCAGGAUUCAAUAAAUUGGGGUUAAUGCGAGAUGAUACAAUAUACGAGGAUGAAGACGUAAAAGAAGCCAUAAGAAGGCUUCCUGAGAACCUUUAUAAUGACAGGAUGUUUCGCAUUAAGAGGGCACUGGACCUGACCAUGAAGCAUCAGAUCUUGCCUAAAGAGCAGUGGACCAAAUAUGAAGAGGUCAUUGGUGUUCCACCUCUGCACUCUGCUUCCUACUUAGAUGAAAAGAUCAGCCCAUUGAGUGGCCCUCCAGAUCCCAAGAAGAGCUUCUGUGAAGCCAACUCUCACCCCUUGAACUGCAUUGAAACUAGGCAAAGGAAAAUUUCUACCUUGAACCGUAUCUGAAAGAGGUUAUUCGGGAAAGAAAAGAAAGAGAAGAAUGGGCAAAGAAGUAAUCAUGUAGUUGAAGUCUGUGGAUGCAGCUGUUGUGAAGAUGGUUAAACUUGAAACAAACAAUUUUAAGAAUUAUUUGGUCUGCAGAUGUUUAACUUUAAAUAAAUGUCUAUUGUAAUGGC
This is a messenger RNA of Symphalangus syndactylus (siamang), 726 nucleotides long. It is a transcript of the gene UQCRB, whose product is annotated as ubiquinol-cytochrome c reductase binding protein. Lineage: Eukaryota; Metazoa; Chordata; Mammalia; Primates; Hylobatidae. Gene Ontology annotation, biological process: mitochondrial electron transport, ubiquinol to cytochrome c. The record is from RefSeq and is a predicted model, not a curated record. Gene Ontology annotation, cellular component: respiratory chain complex III.